CCCCGCCCCCGGGAGCGGCCGCUAGGAGGGAGCAUCCACCGACUGCAGCCCACCGCUCAUGAAUGUUGAGGAUGGCUGACCUUUACCCGCCCAAGAUCAGCCUGAGUCUGAUGACCCGGGAGCCUCACUACGUCCCCGGAUAUGCUGGUUAUUGUCCUCAGUAUAAGUACAGUCUUGGGCAAAGCUAUGGCAAGCUGACUUCUAAUCUGCUCACAAAUCCUGGAAUAGCACACUCUCGGCAUCUGCUCCUCCAGCCAAACAUGUGCAGAGAAACCAACUAUAGUGUGGGUACUAAGCCAAAUCAAAAUUAUAAAGCCAGCAGGAAAGCACAAAAACUGACCGACUCCAUGGUUUCUGGCUACAAAGGUUUUGUUCCCAGAAGCGAAGGCUAUUUUUCAAGAACUUUCACUGAAAACUGCUUGGAUGCAAUUGCACAGUUUGAAAGAGAACAGCUUAAGGUUGCUUCCAAGAAACGAGAGAUGGAUUUGAUAAAUGCAUUACAGACUGGGAAAACUACGGCGAAGACUGAGCAAGAGAAUAAUCUUGUAACAGUCAAAUACAGGACACCGUUUGCUGUAGUUGCUACCAAUCCUGCACCUUAUUAUUUAUCACAUUCAUAUAAAGUAAUGACCUCUCCAUACUUGAUGAAAAACGAAGACCCUGAUAAAUAUUUUAUGUCUGGGUACAAGGGGCAUGUGCCUCACUCCCGAUUUCUGCUUGGGUCAGGAUAUCCUACCAUCACCAACUGUGCCUUGAUCGAAUUCAACCAGAUGCAUAAUAAAUCAAAAGCUACAUUGACCCCUACUAUAAAUUGUGCAAAAGAGAAUGGAACAUUUCCCCGGAUUGUGCAGCUUUAUCCCUCAAAUCUUGGAAUGUUGCCCCAGUAUACAGGGCACGUACCAGGAUACAAAUAUCAAUUUGGCCACACUUUUGGACACCAUACCCAGGAUGCACUUGGAAUGAGCACCAUCCAGAAACAAGCUGCGAAUUAAAAAUAUUGAAGCAAAUUUCCUAACCUUAAUCAAGAGUUCAAAUAUCAACAUUUAGAAACUCAAAUAUAAUGUAUAUAUUUGUUUACAAGUUGCAAACAUUUAACUAGAGCAUUUCCAGCAGGCGUAAAAUAGUCAAGGUUCUGAACAUAUCUAAAUACCAGAAAAGCUGUAAUGACUUCCACUGCUGAACCAGCUGCUAACACACAUUGUCACAAUCAUGCACGUAGAACAGCUCAAUGGAAUGCACAUGACAGCUGAUAUCUCUGGAGUUGCACUGCACAAUCUAGCAUAACAAAUACAAGAGAAAAGCGAGAGCAAAGAAAACAAGCAAAAACUAAAAAUCUCUUGGCCAAGCAGAUGAGAGUCAUUGCACAACUCCAUUACCUAACAUCCUGCUGUCACUUAGGGUGGGAAAAUAUGGAAAACCAUUGAGAAUCUCAACAACAUAGAAGGAACCCAAACCAUUUGUUAUUGAUUCAGGAAACAUCUAUCUCCAAUACAGAAAUUAAAAUUUAAUUCUAAUAAUCUCAUCAUUAUUUAUUCCAGGGAGACUAGAAUCCUCAGAUCUUUAAGGCUGUGCCAUCAUGGCUGAUCUGUCCCUGCACUGGACUUACCUUCAUUUGGUCCAUAUCUUUUGAUACCUAGCUCAGGCAUGAACUUUUCAGUUGACUAGGCAAUCAAAACCUGUUGGGGAAGAGAUUUCCAUAUUUUCAUUACCCCUUUGUGUUGCCCUUCGAUGCCCUACCUACAAUAUUAACACCUGGAAAUUUAUUUUAGAUAUUAGAUUUGCAUUACAUUCUGCAAACUUCCAUUAGCGGAAAUAACUUAUUUUUAAUCAAAUCUUUUUUAAUAUUUAGACCUCUUCGGAUUGCUGCUUAAAUGUAAAUCCAAGAUAUUAGUCAUUCGUUGAUGUACAAAAACUAUGCACUUUUGUAAAGUUGAAAGAAAUCUUGUAAAUUGUUGGUCAAAUUGCAGAUUGUAGCUCAAAAUACAAUGAUACUUUAUUGUCACAUGUACCCAGGUACAGAAACGCUUUUUUUUGCAUACAAACCCAGUCAAAUCAUACAGCAGACCUCACCAAGGCAGUACACAAGAGUCGCCAUGUUUCUGCUGCCUUACGCUCGUCAUGGCCCUCCAUGCUUUCGAAGCUCUCGCCGAUCCACCUCAUUCUUGGUUCCCCUCGCUCUCGACGGUCCACCUCGCUCGCAGGUCCCUCCUUGCUCUCGGCGAUCUGGGUCCCGUCGACGCCGGUGGCUUGGAACAGCUCUUGCACAUCAAACAAACACUUCCAAAUAUUCAACGAUGUUACACAAAAGCGUAUGAAUCUAAUCUGUAAAUUCAUGUGAUAGUAGUAGAAUUAGGCCAUUCGAUCCAUCAAGUCUACUCCACCAUUCAAUCAUGGCUGAUCUAUCUCUCCCUCCUGCAUUCUCCCCGUAACCUCCGACACCCGUACUAAUCAAGAAUCUAUCUCUGCAUUAAAAAUAUCCACUAACUUGGCCUCCACAGCCUUCUGUGGCAAAGAAUUCCACAGAUUCAUCACCCUCUGACUAAAUUAUGGAAUUACUGUACAAACCUAGUCUCUAUUACUGCCAUAAUCCUGUGAACAUUACCACCAUUAUUUCCACCCCUCUGAAGUAAGUCCACUUCUUCUGGUGUGAUGUGCCCAAAAGCUUCACCGCACGCCAGAUGGAGUCUGACUAAUGUUUUCUGCAACUGAAAUCAAACUCUUUCCUCUUUGUAUUAUUGAUACAGAAAAUUGAGAAUGGACAUCCAUAUCACCAGGGAAAAAAAAGGUUAAAUCCGGAAUAUUUAACAAAUCUUGUGGCUCAUUUUGUCACUUAAAAUAAUCACAAGACAUCUUUUCCCAUCAACACUUGAAUAAAGACCAUUGCUUGCAAAUGCUAGUCUUUAAUAAUUCACUCAAGUGCCU
This is a messenger RNA of Amblyraja radiata (thorny skate), 2922 nucleotides long. It is a transcript of the gene cimip2b, whose product is annotated as ciliary microtubule inner protein 2B. The transcript has 6 exons. Lineage: Eukaryota; Metazoa; Chordata; Chondrichthyes; Rajiformes; Rajidae. The record is from RefSeq and is a predicted model, not a curated record. Bases 63 to 992 code for a protein of 309 amino acids.